ACUGACCUGCGUAUCGUAUAAGGAAUGGCCUGUCUCAUGGCAGCCUUCUCAGUGAAUAAUACCACGGUGACAAACUCCAUCAUUAUGAACACCAAUGGGCCACCCGACUUGAUGUUAGACCCAAGGACGGUGUGCGUGUCCAUCGAUGACAUUGUGUCAAACCACCAUGCGGGAAGUCAGCAGACGCCACUGUUACACGGCCACCUCAAGAAGGUGGAGAACAACCUCACGGAAGCACAGAGGUUCUCCUACCUGCCCCGGAGACCCGCAGUCAACAUAGAGUUCAAAGACCUCUCCUACUCUGUCCCAGAGGGGCCGUGGUGGAGAAAGAAAGGUUACAAGACCCUCCUGAAAGGCAUCUCUGGGAACUUCCCCAGUGGGAAUCUGGUCGCCAUCAUGGGCCCCUCAGGAGCCGGCAAGUCCACACUCAUGAACAUCCUGGCCGGAUACAGGGAGACGGGAAUGAAAGGAGAGAUCCUCAUUAAUGGGCAUCCUCGAGACCUGCGCUCCUUCCGCAAGGUGUCUUGCUACAUAAUGCAGGACGACAUGCUCCUUCCUCACCUCACUGUACAGGAAGCCAUGAUGGUGUCUGCAAAUCUUAAACUCCAGGAGAAGGAGGAGGGCAAGAGGGAGAUGGUGAGGGAGAUCCUGACCGCUCUGGGCCUUCUCGAGUGUGCCAAAACACGCACGUCCAACCUGUCGGGUGGACAGAGGAAACGGCUGGCCAUCGCGCUGGAGCUGGUCAACAACCCACCGGUCAUGUUCUUUGACGAGCCCACCAGUGGUCUGGACAGCUCCUCGUGUUUCCAAGUGCUCUCUUUGCUGAAGGCCCUGGCCCAGGGGGGCCGCACCGUCAUCUGCACCAUCCACCAGCCCAGUGCCAAACUCUUUGAGCUCUUCGACAAGCUGUACGUUCUGAGCCAAGGCCAGUGCAUCUACAAGGGAAGGGUCUCCAGCCUCGUGCCCUAUCUCAGAGACCUUGGCCUCAACUGCCCUACGUACCACAACCCUGCAGACUUUGUAAUGGAGGUGGCCUCAGGCGAGUACGGGGACCAGACAGCCAGGCUGGUGAAGGCCGUGCAGGAGAGGAAGUGCGAGAAGGACUACAAGUCAGAGAUGAACGGCAUCAACGGCAUGAACGGCAUGAACGGAAACGGGCACCACAACCCAUUCCUGUGGCACAGGACUUCAGAUGAGGAAUCGUCCUCUUCCGAGGGCUGUCACAGUUUCUCCGCCAGUUGCAUGACGCAGUUCUGCAUCCUCUUCAAGAGGACCUUCAUCAGCAUCUUGCGCGAUUCGGUGUUGACGCACCUGAGGAUCAUGUCUCAUAUUGGGAUCGGCGUGCUGAUCGGGCUGCUGUACCUGGGCAUCGGCAACGAGGCCAAGAAGGUCCUCAGCAACUCCGGCUUCCUCUUCUUCUCCAUGCUCUUCCUCAUGUUCGCCGCACUCAUGCCCACCGUGCUCACCUUCCCUCUGGAGAUGGGAGUAUUUCUUCGGGAACACCUGAACUACUGGUACAGCCUGAAGGCCUACUACCUGGCCAAGACCAUGGCUGAUAUUCCUUUUCAGGUGAUUUUCCCGGUGGCGUACUGCUCCAUAGUGUACUGGAUGACGGCCCAGCCCUCGGACGCCGUCCGCUUCAUCCUCUUCAUCGCCCUGGGCACCCUCACCUCCCUGGUGGCCCAGUCCUUAGGGCUACUCAUAGGAGCCGCGUCCACAUCGUUACAGGUGGCGACGUUUGUAGGUCCGGUAACAGCAAUUCCGGUGCUGUUGUUCUCUGGCUUCUUCGUCAGCUUUGACACAAUACCCAAAUACCUGCAGUGGAUCUCAUACGUGUCAUACGUCAGGUAUGGCUUCGAGGGGGUGAUCUUGUCCAUCUACGGCCUGGAUCGGGAGGACCUCCACUGCGACGAGGGCGAGACCUGCCACUUCCAGAAGUCGGCGGCCAUCUUGAAGGAGCUGGACGUGGAGGACGCCAAGCUCUACCUGGACUUCAUCGUGCUGGGCAUCUUCUUCUUCUCCCUACGCCUCAUCGCCUACUUCGUCCUGCGCUACAAGAUCCACUCGGAGAGAUAAAGAGGGACGAGGAGGAGGAGGCGUUCUUGUGUAUAGAGGAGGAAACGGACAAUAAGUGGACAUGUGUGGUGGACAUGAGAGGGAUGGGUGGUGGUGGUGCAGAGGAUGGGGGGGGGGAUAAAAGCACAAGGAGACCCACCCUCCGUUAACUAACUACUAGCAUGGCCUCAUCAUAACCCCCUAUACGUCCCACUCAGAAACCAAACACAAAACACACACAUGCACGUCUCUACACACACAAACACAACACGCACAUCCACUGCAUAAUAUGAGCCUGAAAUUUAGGCAACAACACACAGAGACCUCAGUGGGGGGGCGCUUCAUGUGCACAAAGUCUGCUUGUGGUUCGUGGCGAAGGAAGGGGAAAGGCAGGUGGCCUGAAGCACAUAAAGAUCACGGCAGGCCCACUGGGCACAUUGGUCUUUAUGAAGGUGACACAAACCUGCGAUGAGAAUCUUCUGCUGUGCCACUGUCGGAAGGGAUCGCCCAGUGGAAAGACUAUGCACUUUUCAUCGAAACCCUGCUUCUCCAAAAUAAGGGAUUAAAGGGGAGGGAUAUGGGUUUUGUAUGUACAACAUGAUAGGAUUUUCUCUUUAUCUUGAAUGCCAGAUAAGAUAACUAGGUUCGAGCUGUGUGUCAAUGGUCUUAUGUUCGGACAAGGUGCUCAAAGAGUGCGGUACAGUAGGACCACAGAAAGGGAGGAGCUGGACUCUUCUCGGUCAAAUGACUAAGAGUUUUAGGAAUAAUAUUAGUGGUGACAAAAACCCAAAAUCACACUUGUCGUGGCUGCACAAAGGAACAUAAAAUCAGAACCAAAUCAACCAUGAAGAGUGAAAUUGAAAGGGAUUGAGUGUAUGUACAUAUACAGUAUAUGGCAUGGUUGUUAGGAGAUCAUGGAAUAGAACACAGCUUUAAAUCCUUACCAAAACGUUACAGCAUCUGACAUGAGCGAUGCGGAGCGGUGAAUGUAUAAACAAAAUAAAAACAUGCUGCCAUCGGAUGAAAAAAAAGUCACUUACUAACUAAAAAUAUAUACCAUGAAAGAAAACUACUUAGGAAUGCAAUUUGUAUGUUUCUUUUUCUUGUUUUGUUUUCUAAAAUAGGUCAAAUGGCAUAUCGGUUGACGGUGUGUCACAUUCACUUGAAAAAGGAUCUUUGAAUCGAUUUGAACCCAAGAGCUUUGGUUCAUCACCACACAUGAAACCGGUCCAAGAUGUUAAGCUUUUGUUUUGGUUGGUCUCCUGAUAUGGCAGCUUGCCCACAUUCAUAAGUUUGAUUCUGUUUACUUUUAGCCAAUAUUACGUUGGUGAGGCUUGUAAACCUCACAAGUAUUAAAACAUAUCAAUUGAGAUGGAAAACACACAAUACAGCUGAAUCAAUGGAAAUUUCAGUAAUGUACAAAUUAAAAAACAUAGCGACCCAUUGGGUGUUUGGGUGACUUUUUGGUCAAAAAAUAUGACUUGAAACUUAUUUCAACAGUGGACUACCACUGCGGGCAGUAAAUACUUUCUUUUUUAUUAUAUAUAUAUAUAUAUAUAUAUAUAUAUAUCUUUGUAAAAUGUCUAUGGUCCACACUGCCUUUUUGUCCUGUGGUGUUCCAUGGAUUACAGGCAAACUGUCAGUCCAUACAGAAGAUCCUGAUGUGAUGUCUAAAUUUCAAUUACGUUCAACUCACGGCAUCCUGUGAAUUGAUUUUUAAAUUAUUACUUUGGAUUUCAUUUCGGCAAUGUUCGAACCUUAUGAAUAAAUUAUUUAAUGCUCACCGACAAUUCUACUCAUUAAAGUCCGUUCCGUAUCUUAGCCUCUCAUGAGGUAGUUUUAUUUGGAAUUCUUCAUGUUUAUUGGUGGACAACUGAAGUGCACCCUGUGUCGGUUGGUGUGUUGGUGACGGGCCACUCUAAUGGCUUUAAAGUUGACUAGUUCUGUGCAGACUACUCCAGGGGAUCAUGAGGAAAACAACAUAUUAUAUACAACGUUAAGCAAGCAUCAAUGCAAAUGUUUAGUGUGCUUAUGCUGACUUGUGUUUUUUAUAUAUGUAUGUAUGUGUGUGUGUUACCAUUUUACCAGAGGCUGUCUCUGCUGUACUACCCAUCUAGGUCCCCAGAACUUUUAUGUGCAAUGUUGUCUCAAUUUGAAGCUGUAUUUACAGUGUUAUGAGUACUCCUUUGAUAUAUUCUUUACUGUGGACCUCCAUGUAAAAUAAAGACCUAAAUGGCAUGUACAGUACUUUUAUUUGUAAAGGCACCCUUGGGUAGAUGGGCUUAAUCCAGAACUCACAAAGGAUCAUUUAAGGAUAUGUGGCAUUACCAUUUUUUUAAAAAAUCAUUCUUGAUUUUUCUUCUAUAGUUUCCCCUUCUUGUUCAACAUUUUAUCCCACUGGUGAACUGUAUAGGAUGCUGCAUUUUAUUGUCAUUUGGUUUUCAGGUGAUUAAAACUGGGAUUCAUAGAUUCUGUAUAUUUUAUGUAUGCUAAAUAUGUGAUGUUAUUUCUUGGUAGAUUAAUUAAUAAAUAUAUGAUAUUUUCCAAAGGUGUUGUCGUAUUACAUAGCACACCACUCGUGAUAACACCUGUCCUGCACAUUCACUUAACUGUCAAAAAAAAAACCACUAACGAAUGUAUCAAUGACACCUGCAAUGAUAUCAAUAUCUGUGUAUUCAUAUGCUGGGAAUGAUGGUAAAUACCAAACGCUGACAUGGGAAGAAUGCCCCUCUAGUGGUAUUUUCCACUGGAAAACUUGUUGAAAAUUUUUUACAUAGAUGAGUUUCCAAGACUGGAUAACAUGUUUGAUCAAAA
Molecule: messenger RNA, 4869 nt
Organism: Engraulis encrasicolus (European anchovy)
Lineage: Eukaryota; Metazoa; Chordata; Actinopteri; Clupeiformes; Engraulidae
Gene: abcg1
Product: ATP-binding cassette, sub-family G (WHITE), member 1
Exons: 15
Coding region: 25-2076 (683 amino acids)
Biological process (GO): cholesterol efflux; cholesterol homeostasis; transmembrane transport
Cellular component (GO): membrane
Molecular function (GO): ABC-type sterol transporter activity; ATP hydrolysis activity; ATP binding
Source: RefSeq, a predicted model, not a curated record